AACACCAUACCAGCGACGGAAAGAAGAGCAUUUCUGCCCUCUCGAGAUGAUCCUAUUCGUCCUGACACGCCACCAAUCAGUCCCAUAAACGCUGCUCGUACAGAAUUAGGCACAUUUGAUACACAUCUUGGCCGUUUCGCAAAUGGUGUGCCCAACAGGGUUGUACUUCACACGGAUCAGAUGGCAUCAUUGGAGAAUAUGGAGAGGUUGAAAGUCCCACCGAAAGAACCGCUUCCAAAGAACUAUUUGAAAACAACAGUUGAGCAACAUUUCGCAACUUAUCCCGACCAUAGGCAGGGACUGUUUCCAGCAGUUAAUCAACCUCACCCAUGGUCGCAUAAGGCAUUGGUGUUUCGUUCACCAACCCAUGACACAAGCGCAUCUGGAUCAUUGAGCCAAACAGAUUCAACUUCAACAAAUCGCUUAACAACGCCCAGUCAGGAUAAAACCUUUUCCAUAGAAAAUUUCCCUUCUGCACCGUACAGUAUAGCGCCAAGGCCAAAACAAGCAAAAGGUAACGAUCUUUUGGAGACUGACCGACUUGGCUCAUGGUCGAUGGGUAGAUUUGAUAAAGAAGAACCACGCUAUACAACACCCGAACCGAGAAGGGAUACAACUGCUGUGAUAUCAGUUUUACAAGAAAGGACAACUCGUGCCACCAUUGAUACGUCACUGCCAUUGUCAAACGGAAAGUUAGCUUCUCUACCUAUGUUCCAACCAUAUCAGAGUCCCGAAUCCAUCACAGGAAGCCAUGCUCUUCGUGAGGUGUAUAACAUUCGACAUCAUGGACGCCCUCGAUUUGUUAAGAUAGAUCUCAGCAAUGAAUGA
Messenger RNA from Strongylus vulgaris, 828 nucleotides. NCBI's taxonomy places the organism in Eukaryota, Metazoa, Nematoda, Chromadorea, Rhabditida, Strongylidae. The record is from the annotation of a GenBank genome assembly.